AUGACUGACUCUCUUCUUGUGGAAUCCCUCUACUCCCUCCAUGUGGUGCCUCUCUGCCCCCUCCAUCUGGAGGUCCUCCACCUCUCCAUCUGGAGGUCCUACACCUCUCCAUCUGGAGCAACAGUUCCUAUUCUACUGUUGCAACAGUCUACUGCAACAGUUCCUAUUCUACUGUUGCAACAGUCUACUGCAACAGUUCCUAUUCUACUGUUGCAACAGUCUACUGCAACAGUUCCUACUCUACUGUUGCAACAGUCUACUGCAUCAGUUCUUGCUCUACUGUUGCAACAGACAACAGCAACAGUUCCUGCUCUACUGUUGCAACAGUCUACUGCAACAGUCCCUACUCUACUGUUGCAACAGUCUACUGCAUCAGUUCUUGCUCUACUGUUGCAACAGACAACAGCAACAGUUCCUGCUCUACUGUUGCAACAGUCUACUGCAACAGUCCCUACUCUACUGUUGCAACAGUCUACUGCAUCAGUUCUUGCUCUACUGUUGCAACAGACAACAGCAACAGUUCCUCUUCUACUGUUGCAACAGUCUACUGCAUCAGUUCUUGCUCUACUGUUGCAACAGACAACAGCAACAGUUCUUAUUCUACUGUUGCAACAGUGUACUGCAACAGUUCUUGCUCGACUGUUGCAACAGACAACAGCAACAGAUUCUAUUCUACUGUUGCAACAGUCUACUGCAACAGUAUCUUCUCUACUAUAG
Hyalella azteca is the source of this 717-nucleotide messenger RNA. RefSeq lists its product as uncharacterized. The coding region runs from base 1 to 717 and encodes 238 amino acids. The transcript is spliced from 2 exons. NCBI's taxonomy places the organism in Eukaryota, Metazoa, Arthropoda, Malacostraca, Amphipoda, Hyalellidae. The record is from RefSeq and is a predicted model, not a curated record.